Molecule: messenger RNA, 1440 nt
Organism: Suricata suricatta (meerkat)
Lineage: Eukaryota; Metazoa; Chordata; Mammalia; Carnivora; Herpestidae
Gene: AGER
Product: advanced glycosylation end-product specific receptor
Exons: 11
Coding region: 70-1266 (398 amino acids)
Biological process (GO): regulation of p38MAPK cascade; regulation of inflammatory response
Cellular component (GO): plasma membrane
Molecular function (GO): signaling receptor activity
Source: RefSeq, a predicted model, not a curated record
AGCCCCACCUAGGGCGGUGGCCACAGUAGUGAGGGGCAGAAAGAGCAAGGAGCCUGGGAAGGAAGCAGGAUGGCAGCGGCUGGAGCCUGGGUGCUGGUCUUCGGUCUGUGGGGGGCAGUUGUGGGUGACCAAAACAUCACAGCCCGGAUUGGGAAGCCGCUGGUGCUGAACUGUAGGGGGGCCCCCAAGAAACCACCCCAGCAGUUGGAAUGGAAACUGAACACAGGCCGAACGGAAGCUUGGAAGGUUCUGUCUCCCCAAGGAGGCCCCUGGGAUAGCGUAGCUCGCGUGCUCCCCAAUGGCUCCCUCCUCCUGCCGGCAGUAGAGAUCCAGGAUGAGGGGACUUUCCGGUGCCGGGCAACAAGCAGGAACGGAAAGGAGACGAGGUCAACCUACCAAGUCCGAGUCUAUCAGAUUCCUGGGAAGCCAGAAAUUGUUGAUCCUGUCUCUGAACUCGUGACUGGUGUCCCCAAUAAGGUGGGGACAUGUUUGUCUGAGGGGGGCUACCCUGCAGGGACUCUUAACUGGCACUGGGAUGGGAAACCCCUCAUACCUGAUGGCAAAGGAAUUUCUGUGCAGGAAGAGACCAGGAGACACCCUGAGACAGGGCUUUUCACACUCCAGUCGGUACUGACUGUGACCCCAACCCUGGGAGGAGCUCCCCAUCCCACUGUCUCCUGUAGCUUCAGCCCUGACCUUCCUCGGCAUGGAGCCCUAUACACGGACCCCAUCCAGCUCAGUGUCUGGGAGCCUGUGCCUCCGGAGCUCCAAUUGGUGGUAGAGCCAGAAGGUGGAAUAGUAGCUCCUGGUGGUACCGUGACCCUGACCUGUGAAACCCCUGCCCAGUCCUCCCUUCAAAUCCACUGGAUCAAGGAUGGCAUGCCCCUGCCCCUUCCCCCCAACCCUGUGCUGCUUCUCUCGGAGGUAAGGCCUCAGGACCAGGGAGCCUACAGCUGUGUGGCCACACAUCCUAGACAUGGGCCCCUGGAAAGCCAUGCAAUCCAUGUCCACAUCAUCGAAACAGAGGAGGGGUCAACUGCAGGUUCUGUGGAAGGGCAGGGGCUAGGAAUGGUAGCCCUAGCCCUGGGGAUCCUGGGAGGCCUGGGGAUAGCUGCCCUGCUCAUUGGGGCCACCAAAUGGCAAAGACAGCGACGCCGAGGAGAGCAGAGGAAGGCCCCAGAAAACGAGGAGGAGGAGGAGGAGCACGAAGAGCUGAAUCAGUCAGAGGAGCCUGAGGCAGCUGAGGGCAGUGCAGCAGGGCCUUGAGGGAUGCACAGCCAGACUAGAUCCAUCAGCUCUGUUUUCUUCCCCCACCCCUGCCUGCUUUGUUCUGGCCCCACACUAGUUCUCUCCUAUGUAACUGUACCCCAACUCACCAAACCUGCUUCCACAACCAGAGCCUCCCACAGUGAGAAGUAAACACCUUCCCCUAUUUGCUCA